Anoplopoma fimbria (sablefish) is the source of this 704-nucleotide messenger RNA. It is a transcript of the gene tmem216, whose product is annotated as transmembrane protein 216. Gene Ontology annotation, biological process: non-motile cilium assembly. NCBI's taxonomy places the organism in Eukaryota, Metazoa, Chordata, Actinopteri, Perciformes, Anoplopomatidae. The coding region runs from base 44 to 472 and encodes 142 amino acids. The record is from RefSeq and is a predicted model, not a curated record. The transcript is spliced from 6 exons. Gene Ontology annotation, cellular component: ciliary transition zone.
AGAAGAAGCACUUCCUCUCAGGCUGUUUCCAUGGAAACCAAACAUGGCGUCGGGGAGCCAACCAAUCCUUUCGUCCACUCCUCUGCAGGUCCUCUUCUACCUGAACAGCUGGUACUUUGCUGCCUUCUACCUGGCAGAGAUCCUGAUGUUCGUCUAUAAAGGUAUUUUACUCCCCUACCCGUCAGAUAAUCUGGUUCUGGACGUGGUGCUGCUGCUGCUCUUCCUCGGUCUGGAGACGCUCAGGAUCUUUUACGGUUGGAAGGGGAACCUGUGCGAGCGCUCCCUGGCCUCGUGUGCGGCGCUCUUCAUCCUGUUCCCGUGUGCCGCGCUGGCCGUUUACUACCUGCUGCUGCAGACCUUCGUCCUGCGGCUGGAGUUCAUCCUCAGCGCCGUCCUGCUCUGCUUCUACGGCCUGGAGUUCCUGCUCGGGCUCCUCUCCAUCUCCACCUUCUCCAGGUCCAAAGUGUACUGAAGAGGAAAGAAGUGCGACUUCACCUGAAACACAGAGCAGCGGAUCAACAGAGGACUCUUUAAAUGUUAAAUGUACAGAACCUUCUUCAGACGCCACGUUGUAAAUAAAACAUUGUAUAUUUUACCAUAAUAAUGUAGAUCUGUUGCUUUUAUACAAACUGUUUGUACUAAGAAUGUAUCAAACCUGAUUUUUUACAUAUUGUGAUGAUGAUAAAGUUAUGUAAAUAAGACUC